Apis cerana (Asiatic honeybee) is the source of this 3744-nucleotide messenger RNA. RefSeq names its product homeotic protein ocelliless (gene otd2). NCBI's taxonomy places the organism in Eukaryota, Metazoa, Arthropoda, Insecta, Hymenoptera, Apidae. Gene Ontology annotation, biological process: regulation of transcription by RNA polymerase II. Gene Ontology annotation, molecular function: RNA polymerase II cis-regulatory region sequence-specific DNA binding; DNA-binding transcription factor activity, RNA polymerase II-specific. Gene Ontology annotation, cellular component: nucleus. The record is from RefSeq and is a predicted model, not a curated record.
GACGCCGUUCGGCUUUCCUCGACGAUUGUGCUCUCGUUUCCACUUUGCCCGAUCGUAGCUUCGUUUCUCCCUCGACUACCCUUACUCCUUUCCCAACCGAGCCGCCGUCUCGCCCUCGCCUUCUCUUUCCCAUUCUCUCCACCUCUUUUCCCUCUCGCCCCCACCACCCGCACCCGUCAUCUCCCUCCUCCUCCUCCCUCCGUCCCCCGCGCACGCUCGGCCGUAUCGCCCGUCUCGUUUUUACUUCAACCCCCUGAACUCUGUCGUUCUUUCUCCACCACCCCCUGCCGCCCCUCCUUCCCGUCGCUUCGGGGAACUGCCGACUCCCCUCCCUCCUCCUCCUGCCCUUUCCCUUCCCUUCCUCCACCGAUACACCCCAUCCCUUCCGUGGUUGGAUACCCUCCCCUCGGUCCCUCCCCUCGACCGGUUCGUGGUCCGGUCUCCUGCGAGCGAGCGCCCCCCUCGCGCAUAACCCCUCGGCCAAGAGAGCGAUCCGUAACAACUAAAGUUCUCGUGAAAAGUUGAGCUGGGCUCUCCUACGCCCUCCUGCUAUAAUAGCCGCGCUCACAGCUCUCUCUACCUACUACCACCGUCUAUCCCUGUCCAUCUGUCCCGGGUUUGUCCCACAUCCCGCACACGGAACGCGCCGCCGAACGAGAGAGAGUGUGGGAGAGAGAGUGAGAGGGACAGUGCGACGAACCUGAACGUGCUGCUACACCAGGAGGAGGAGGAACAGAGAUCGAACGUGGAACGUGGAACGAAGAGUAGUAGGAAAAGGGAGAAAAAGAACAAGGGGACGCGGCCGGAUUAGGGAAUAGAAUAGUCAUUAUCGGUCUACAUAUUCGGUGUGAUAUACUCGCUAGUGCAAAACUCGUCGCGGCAGUAGCGGCGAGUGUAGCGGUGUGGUGCCGUGUGCCGAGCCGACCGACCGACCGACCGACCGACCCGAACCGAGCCGACCGAUCGACCGACUCCUACCGAACCGGCCGAGGUUAGGGAUUUCCUAACCUUUGUUUUCGACAGUGUCGUCGACAACCUCGCAACAGCCACGCACGCCGCCCGUUGUUCGUCCAGCUCCGCCGACUCGAAGGAUUUACCGCUUCCCGCUCAGGAAAAACAUCCCCAUCGCUGCCCGUCUCGACGCCGUUCCCAGUGCCACGGAAGCAGCGGAUAAUUGCUAGAGGCGGAGGCGGUUUACGUGGAAUCGGCCGCGAGGCGGGGGGGCGGUCGAGGUGGUGGGGGCAGAGGGAGUACUGAUGUGGCCGAACAGCCUCGGCGGUACUUCCGGCUGCAGCGGGGGCGCCGGCGCCACCGAUCUCGGGGGCCUCGCCGCCUCCACCACCUCGGCCUCUGAUCUCUUCGGGCCCGCCGCUUUCGGGGCGUCCGCGGCCGGGCCCUACGGCGCCCUCAAGACCAACCCCUACGUCAGCGCCCUCGGCAUGCCGCCCAUCGAGGCCCUCCACUCGACCAUCGGAUAUCCAGGGUGUACUCCCGCCGGUAAUCCAAGGAAGCAGCGAAGAGAACGGACGACUUUCACCCGGGCGCAAUUGGACGUUCUCGAGGGUUUGUUCUCGAAGACCAAAUACCCGGAUAUAUUUAUGCGGGAGGAAGUGGCGAUGAAGAUCAAUUUACCGGAGUCGAGAGUGCAGGUGUGGUUCAAAAAUCGCAGAGCCAAAUGCAGACAACAGCAAAAGCAACAACAGCAACAACAGGACAAAGCUCCAAGAUCCAAGAAGCCUUCGGGAAAUCCUAGCAAUAAUCCGCCUUCUGGAAAAAGUCCUUCGAUAGCUACCACACCCACGCCUGCAGCGGCUGUACCAGCCACGACACCUUUAAGCGGAGGUACAGGUGGUUCUGCUGCUAGUUCUCCGGCUCUUCUGAGGGAUUCUCCGCAAUACAAACCAGCAGGAAGUGCAACCAGUUUGCUCUUGGCUGCCAGUACAACCCCACCAAGUUUAGGGGGAACGGUGUACAGUAGUGGUGGCAGUAGCAGUAGUAUUUGGAGCCCGGCUGUCACGGAGAGCGGCGGUGGAUUUCCUAGUGACCAUCAGAGGUUAGCAUGGACAACAACCACCUCCCAACAGCAAUGCUACCAAAAUUAUUCUUCUUAUUACACCAACAUGGACUAUCUCUCCCCUGCCACGCAUCAAUUAAACGUGGUGGAUGGAGGAGGCAGUAGUUUAGAUAAUACAUGGAGUAAAACGAGGGACGAGAGCGCUUCGUCCUGGUUUUAUAACAGCGCCGGAUGGGGCGAUCGCAAGUGAAUAUCAAAGUCGCCAAUUGGUGGAGAUAUGAAGGCUACAUAUCAUCGACAAUAGUUAAGCGGACUUUGAAAAGUCGAUGGCAGAUUGUUACAAUGCGAAAUAUGGCCAAAGACAGUCCUCUUAAUUUUAGACAUAUCGUUGAAUCGCUGGGUCUCGAUAUUUUAUCGUAUGACCCUAUGAAACGAGAGUGCCAUACCCAUUCUCUUCUUAAAAGGAUUCGCGUAGUUGAAAUUUAAAUCAAGAGUAAUGCGAUUGAAACGGAUGGAACGAAGGAGCGAGAAACGAGUUAUUCGUUUAAAAUUCGUUUAAAAUUAACUGUUUCGACUUAAUAAUUUUCCUUUUUAAUCAGGUUCAUUUUUUAAUUUCUACGUGUCUCAUUUAUCGUCUCCUUAUGUUGAAAUGUGCAAUUUCAUAAUAAUUUUAAACCCAAAUACAAGAUAUUCUUUUCCUUUGAAUAUAUGUUCAUUUGUUAUUAUAGGAUCCCUAGUCAUCUCGUAAAGUAAUAAAUAUCCAUAAUAAUAUUUUAAAUGGAAGAUUAAAAUCGUAUAUUAAAAAGAGGGAAUGGAGCGUUUAUUUCAUCUUUUUUUCUCGCUUACGGUUAGCGUUAUAUACAUGUGAUACCGUUUAUACAUAUACCAGAAUGCAUAUGGUGAAUCUUACUGUACGAGUCACGAAUUUUCUAAUUCUGCACUGUGCCAAAGGUAAUCGUUUCGCGAAAGGACCGAAUCAUUCGAUGUCGAUCAAGGCCUCUGAUGUAUAUAAUAUAAAUAGUCUUGUAUCCUUCAGAGGAAUUAACGUAGUUAGAUAGAAUUUUGCAGGAAAUAACGAUAAAAUAAGGUAGAUCCUUCGUUAAAAGAUUUCUCAGCAGAGGUUAUGUAUGUAUAUGUUCGUGUACGAAUACUACGUCAUAUACUAUGUACAUAAGUUAUAUAUAAAUAUAUACAUACAUAUAUAUAUAUAUAUAUAGAAAGACACGCUGAUCUGUCUGUGUACAUAUGUACCAUUUUUCUGAAAUAUAAUUGUAUGAACUGAUAGAGAGAUGGAAGAUUAUCCGAAAAUUACUAUUAUUUUCAUUCUAACAUCCGUAAUCUAAAUCACGAGAUUUUAAUUCAUUUCAUCUUGGAUAUUAUACUGUGUAAAUAAAAUAUUCGCGAACAUGCUCAUGAUAGAGUGCCGCUAGAAUUGAAAUUUAUAUUUUCGAUUUUACGAUCUUUUUGAUCAAAGAUAUAAGAAACGAAACUUUUCUUCGAGAAUCCCCACAAAUGCGAAAGUUGAUGUAUGGACUAAAAAAAAAAAAAAAAAACAAUAUGUAAAGUGAUAAAAAAAAAAGUAUAUAGUGAAUGUAGGGAUGUAAGUAAAUAUGAUCGUUUAGAUUGUUAUUAUAAAUAAUAUUGACGAUAACAUUAUGAUUAAUGAUGAGGGAGACAACGACGUACGUGUAAUAAAAUGUAUGAGAUAAUAUAUCGAAUUUGAAUUGUAA